This is a messenger RNA of Falco peregrinus (peregrine falcon), 4958 nucleotides long. RefSeq names its product transforming growth factor beta receptor associated protein 1 (gene TGFBRAP1). The coding region runs from base 1667 to 4258 and encodes 863 amino acids. Gene Ontology annotation, biological process: autophagy; intracellular protein transport; endosomal vesicle fusion. Gene Ontology annotation, cellular component: cytoplasm; membrane. The record is from RefSeq and is a predicted model, not a curated record. NCBI's taxonomy places the organism in Eukaryota, Metazoa, Chordata, Aves, Falconiformes, Falconidae. The transcript has 12 exons.
AGGAUGCUGGUUUGCAGGGCAGCAGUGAAUGAACAAAACAUAAAUGCAGAGCAAGGUGUUACUUAACAAAGGUGAGGGAGAGCUGUUUUCCACUCUUUACCGGAACUAAGCGCAAGUGGGAUUUAUUGGUGCCCUUAAGAAAGUGAAAUUUAGCAGACUCAUAAUGUGCUUGCCUAUUGAUUUUUUAAAUUUUUUUUGAUAGCAGGCCUCCCCCAUUAUAAUGUUUUCCGGAGGCCUGAACAUCUAAGAAGUAGCUUACUGGCUUCCGUUUGUAGCUCUGGGGUGGCCUUUUGCACUUUAAAGGAACAGAAUGUUCUGCAGAACCUGUUUAUUUGUAGUGAGCAUAAGCCCCUAAGCUCUUAUAAAUGACAGCAAAGUAAAUGUAAAAGAAAAACCACAUGCAGAUUAUGUGUAACAUCAUUGGUUAUACUUAAAACUUUUUUACACAGUUUUUUUUCUAGCAUGGAUGUUUAAUUUAAUUGGUGUCAUUCUUACGUGCUCGUAGUGUGUUAUUAGUUUCUUCUUUCUGCUCAGGGAUUAUGUAUCUCUUGAUUUCUUUACACUUUCACUUUUCAUCUGCUUCAUUUAGUAAGUUUUUUGGAGGUUUUUAAUACAUCAUGGUCAAGAGCGAAAUUCUGUAGUUCUCCCAAUAGCAUAUGUUAACAUUUUUACCCUGGACUACAGAAACUAAGUUGUUGAUAGCUUCAGGUAUGAAAGCUGCCAAACCUUUCCAGGUGAUAGUUUAUCACUUCAGGCUACACAGGGCUCUUAAAAAUGGUUGAGGCUUUUUCAGCAGCCCUCUCUAACUUAAUACACUGUGUUUCUUUCAGUAAUGUUGGAGGAGAACAUGGCUGGCUCUGUUGUCAGGGUCUUGCAUUAUCUUUUUGCCAUAGGCUAUUUCUCUAAUAUUUCCUGGGUCAGGGUGGUUUUGUUGAAGGGCAGAACGCUAAUUUACACCACAGGUGAGGAUGCAAUUUGAAAAUGUCAUGGAAGCCCAAACUAAAAUCUUUUGAACUUUUGAAAAAAAUAGGGAGUUCUUGGCAUAAAAGAUCACUACUAUCUCUUGGUAACAUGGUUUGCUUCUAGCUAUACCCUUUGACAAAAUUUUAUUUAGUGGUUACUUGUGAGUUGUGUACCUUGCCUUUUCUUACUCUGUUUUGGAAAUCUUUGCCAUGGUUUUCAAUGUUCUCUUGCAAAAGCAAAGGGGCCUUUUAGAUGUAAAAAUUGGAAACGAAAUUCUUUUUUACUAUGUUUAGUUCCAGGAUUGUUCACAAGAGCAUUUUGUUGAUGUUGGUCUUUGUUGGUCCACAGAAAUUUCAUUUGGUGUUUUAUAUCUCUACUGUGUAUGUGGACUAGAAGUAAUUGUGUGUGCUAUUUCUUAAAUCCAUUCAGGAUGUUUAGUGUUGUGUCCUCCUCUGUGUUGGCUAAAUGGCUGUUACAAACCAGUCAUGACAAAUUAAAAGGUGAUUAAACAAGGUCAGCAGUUUCUCAUCUGCUUUUCUUUGGAGUGUUGAGCACAGCUGUCUGCUGGUUUCUUGUAAAAAUAACACAAGUCUGGAGUACAGUAAAAUUACAUGGGCUGUUUUUAAAACACUAUUAAUUGCUUCAUAAAUUGCAUCUGUUCCUUGAUGCGGCUUCAUUGCAAAAGGAUCACCCAGAAGACACAAUGAGCGUUAAAGCUUUCAAGCUUGUUUCUGCUGUUGAGCGGGAGAUGUUAAUGGGAGAGAAAAAUUACAUCAACAUCGAAUGCAUUGAGUGUUGCGGAAAGAACCUCUAUAUUGGAACCAAUGACUGUUUUAUCUAUCACUUUCUGUUGGAUGAAAAGAUAUCAACAGCUGGAAAAAUAGCUUUUGCUGCCACAAAGCAACUGCAUAAAUACCUGGGCUUGAAGAAGCCUGUGAGUGAGUUGAAAGCAGCCUCCGCCCUCACCAGGCUUCUUGUGCUUUGCGACAACACGAUAACACUAGUUAACAUGAUAAACUUGGAACCUGUCCCCAGUGGCGCUAGAAUCAAAGGAGCUGUGACAUUUGCAUUAAAUGAAAACCCUGUGAGUGGGGAUCCUUUCUGUGUUGAAGUCUGCAUUAUCUCGGUCAAGCGGCGGACCAUUCAAAUGUUCAUGGUGUUUGAAGACAGAGUCCAGAUAGUGAAGGAAGUGUUUACUCCAGAGCAACCCUGUGCUGUGGCUGUAGAUGGUUAUUACUUAUGUCUUGCACUUACUACACAGUAUAUCAUUUUGAAUUAUAAUACUGGCGUCUCGCAGGAUCUGUUUCCUUAUUGCAGUGAUGAGAAACGGCCAAUUGUGAAAAGGAUAGGCAGACAAGAGUUUCUGUUGGCUGGCCCCGGAGGCCUAGGCAUGUUUGCAACUGUAGAUGGCAUUUCACAGCGUGCCCCUGUGCACUGGUCAGAGAACGUGAUUGGAGCAGCUUUGUGCUUUCCUUACGUCGUUGCUCUUGAUGAUGAAUUCAUUACGGUGCACAGCAUGCUGGACCAGCAGCAAAAGCAAACCCUGCCUUUUAAAGAAGGUCACAUUCUACAAGACUUCGAAGGAAAGGUGAUUGUUGCUACUAACAAGGGUGUGUAUAUCUUGGUGCCGCUACCUUUGGAAAAACAGAUUCAGGAUCUUCUAGCUAGCCACAGAGUGGAAGAAGCCCUUGUUCUAGCAAAAGGAGCUCGAAGGAAUAUUCCAAAAGAGAAAUUUCAGGUAAUGUACAAACGAAUCCUGCAGCAAGCAGGUUUUAUACAGUUUGCACAGCUUCAGUUCCUUGAAGCAAAAGAACUCUUCAGAAGCGGCCAGCUUGAUGUCCGGGAGCUGAUCUCUCUCUACCCCUUCCUGUUGCCUACUUCCUCUUCAUUUAUACGGUCUCAUCCCCCUCUGCAUGAGUAUGCGGACCUAAACCAGCUGACCCAAGGGGACCAGGAGAAGAUGACAAAAUGCAAACGAUUCCUCAUGAGUUACUUGAAUGAAGUCCGUAGCACUGAGGUUGCAAAUGGCUACAAGGAAGAUAUUGACACAGCUUUACUCAAACUGUAUGCGGAGGCAAAUCAUGAAAGCCUGCUGGAUCUGCUAGUUUCGGAGAACUUCUGUCUUUUAACAGAUAGUGCUGCCUGGCUGGAAAAACACAAAAAGUAUUUUGCUCUUGGUCUCCUGUAUCACUACAACGGUCAGGAUACUGCAGCACUUCAGUUAUGGGUGAAAAUAGUUGAUGGGGACAUUCAAGAUUCUACACGGUCAGAUCUCUAUGAAUAUAUAGUAGACUUCCUUACAUUCUGCUCAGACCAAGAUCUUGUGUGGAAAUACUCUGAAUGGGUUUUACAAAAAAACGAAGAGGUUGGCGUACAGAUUUUCACUAAAAGGCCUGUGGAAGAACAGGAGAAAAACAACAUUAAUCCAGAUGAUAUCAUCAGUUGCCUUAACAAAUAUCCUAAAGCACGUGUUAAAUAUCUAGAACAUCUAGUAUUGGAAAGAAAAAUAGAGAAAGAAAAGUACCAUACUCAUCUAGCUGUCUUGUACCUGGAGGCAAUACUUCAGCUAAAAUCUGUGACCACAGAUAAUUGUACAGAAACAACUGAACUGCUGUUUAAACUACGCAGCCUUCUUCAGAAAUCCGAUCUUUAUAGAAUUCACUUUAUUUUGGACAAAAUCCAGGGCACAGACCUUCAUAUGGAAAGUGCAAUUCUAUAUGGAAAACUAGAAGAGCAUGAGAAGGCUUUGCAUAUCCUUGUCCAUGAGUUAAAGGACUUCCAUGCUGCUGAGGAAUACUGUAUGUGGAACUCUGAGAACAGAGGCAUGCAGUACAGACAGAGGCUCUUCCAUAUGCUGCUGUCAGUGUAUCUAAGUCCAGGCACUUCGGAUUGUGCGCUAGUCAUGGCUGCUGUGGAUCUCUUGAAUAACCACGCAGCUGAAUUUGAUGCAGCUCUAGUCUUGCAGAUAGUGCCUGAUAGCUGGUCAGUGCAGCUUCUCUCCCCGUUCCUGUCUGGAGCAGUGAGGCAAAGCAUUCAUACAAAAAGAAUGACUCAGACUGCACUUGGGCUAGCACAAGCUGAAAAUUUAAUCUACAAAUACGAGAAGGUUAAACAAAAAGGAACCCCAAUUCUUCUUUCAGACAAAAAGAUCUGUCAGGUGUGCCAAAAUCCUUUCUGUGAGCCUGUAUUUAUAAGAUACCCAAAUGGAGGUUUGGUCCACACACACUGUGCUGCGAAUAGACAUCUGAAUUCAAACAUGACUCAACACUCUUCCAGCUCCGGCAAUCAGACUUGAGAUAUGUUCUGGUCCCACAGGUUCACAUGACUUUAUAUAUACCCCAUUGAAAGUGGGCUGGAAAAAAGAACGAAGUGCAGCUACUUUAGGUAUAAAUCAAGAUGAACGGCUAGUCCUUGGGUUAAUGGGAAGACUUCCAAGUAAAUAUGAAAUAUUGCCACUUAUCUUUUUUGAUUUCUAAUGAAUGUAGAUAGAAAAGAAAAUUCACUACCAGAAACUGAGAGGUGCAAAUACAGGCUCUUCUGUACAUAGUAAGAAACAGUUAGAAAACAGGCCUUUUCUUCACAGUAAGGAUGAAUGUUACAGAGACAAGGCAAACAGUUAUUUUAAGAAAUGUCACUUUGCACUGAUUGUGGUGUUGAUAAAUUUGUAGAGGUGGAGAUGGCAUCCAUUGGAGUUGGAAUUCUUGGAACAUUACAUAACAAGACUGGCAUCAUGCAGCUUACUAUCAAGACAAAAAUGUGUGUUGGUUAUGUUUGCUGCAGCAUGUUCUCUUUUGGGCUGGAUUCACUUCCCCAGGAUCAUGUUAUGGACUUGAUUUUUGCUCUACAAAUUGUUGAUGCACUUUUUAGUACUUCUACCUGCCCCCCACCCCGCCAACAUAUAGAAUUUAAGUAUAAGCACUGGUCUGUUGGGUUUCUGCUCCUACAGUUAACUGUAAUAAACUGAGUGGAAACUGAUUGCCUCAGUUACACAGUUG